Messenger RNA from Dovyalis caffra, 1023 nucleotides. The record is from the annotation of a GenBank genome assembly. Lineage: Eukaryota; Viridiplantae; Streptophyta; Magnoliopsida; Malpighiales; Salicaceae.
AUGGGCAGGUCUCCUUGUUGCGACGAGAGUGGCCUCAAGAAAGGUCCUUGGACCCCUGAAGAAGAUCAAAAACUUGUCAAAUAUAUCCAAAAGCAUGGCCAUGGAAGCUGGAGAGCCCUCCCUAAACUUGCUGGUCUUAAUAGAUGUGGAAAGAGUUGCAGGUUAAGGUGGACGAACUAUUUAAGGCCGGACAUCAAAAGAGGGAAAUUUUCCCAAGAAGAAGAACAAACAAUUCUAAAUCUCCAUUCCGUCCUUGGCAACAAAUGGUCUGCAAUUGCAACCCACCUACCAGGCCGGACCGAUAAUGAAAUAAAAAAUUUCUGGAAUACCCACCUGAAGAAAAAACUCAUCCAAAUGGGUUUUGAUCCCAUGACUCACAGACCUCGAACCGAUAUCUUCUCAAGCUUGCCACAUCUUAUAGCUUUAGCUAACCUGAAGGAACUCAUGGAUCACCAUUCAUUGGAAGAGCAUGCUCUAAGACUACAAACAGAAGCUGCUCAAAUGGCAAAACUUCAAUAUCUGCAAUAUCUCCUUCAACCUCAAGCUCCUGCAGCUUCUAAUAUGGCAACAAGCUCAAACAACCUAAACACUAUCGGUACUUUUAGUGACAUGGAGGCUUUUAAUCUUUUGAAUUCACUUUCUUCAAUCAAGGAUAGCCCAGUGUCAAGUUUAUCUCAGUUGGAUUUAUCAGCAUCCUCUCUUCAAGGGAUCAAUGAUUCAAUCUCCUUCUCUCAUUUACCUGACCUACAAAUCCCUUGCAACUAUCAAACACCACCAAACAAGGACAUGGUCCAAGCUCCUGAGUUGACAGUGUUUAGUCAAGGAGAGGACUCACCCAAUUCUCCAUGGCAGCUUCCUUCCUCUUCAACUCCAUCUCCUCCUUCAGUAGUUCCUCCUGUAGCGCAGACUUCAAGCAUGAUCAACAACUUGGGAGAUGCCUCUAGUGCUUCAAGCUAUGGAGGAGAAGCUCCUUUAGCAUGGCACGACCUCCUCGAAGACCCCUUGUUUCAUGAUAUUGCUUAG